Messenger RNA from Culex pipiens pallens (northern house mosquito), 2865 nucleotides. RefSeq lists its product as uncharacterized. The transcript is spliced from 2 exons. The record is from RefSeq and is a predicted model, not a curated record. Bases 1340 to 2404 code for a protein of 354 amino acids. Lineage: Eukaryota; Metazoa; Arthropoda; Insecta; Diptera; Culicidae.
AAACAGUACUGUGAGCGAUUUAGGACUCUUGUCAGGAUAUCUUUUGACCAGCAGCAACUGCUUCUGAGGUAUGUAGAGACGAUUCGUAAGGAUACAUUAAAUUAUCAAAUGUUUAUCCACUAGACAUCUUAAGGACCUUCAAUCAUUCGUUCAGAAUCUCUUCUUUUACAUCUAUUACUCUGCCUUGAUUCUGAUUGGAUCAGACGUCUUCAUAGAUAUGAACGAUCCAUCGGUUUUCAUUUUCGUCGCAAUUGCCGGAACGGUAUUUAUCAGUUGUUUGGAAUUCUUCAGUCGGUGUUACUGGGUGGAUUCCUUAAAGGAUACUGUAGGUUUGUGUGACCUUUUUCACCAUUCAAUAAUUAAACUACUUCCAAUAUCCAGUUCGAAUCUAUCUCCGGACACAUGUUCCAUGUAUGUGCCCGGCUUCCUUACUCAGAGCAUCAUCGGAAGGAUUACUUGGAUAUGCGGGCCACCCUACAGAUAAUCGCGAUGUGCUCUCGUUACGCCGUUACGUUUGGAUAUGCUGGAGUUUCCGAAAUUUCGAUUGCCGUUUGCAGUGUUUACGUUUCUGCGUGAGAUGAUUUAAGAAAGCCUCCGCAAGCGGAAAAAAUAUCAUGUAUUUGUUAUAAAAAGAGAACAACUUGGAGACAUGUGCCGAACCGUGGGGGUGCUUAGACCUUGAGAGAUGUUCUGGCGCGACAUUAUGGACGUAAUGGAUUUAAAACUGCUUGAUUUCAACAGUUGAUUUUAAUUGCAUUGAUAGUUACUAUGAAUGUUAUUCAGAUGUCCAAGAAGAAAGCAAGAGUUUAUAUUUUCGAUGUUCUACCAUUCGUGAAAGUACUUUUUUGAUUAUUACUUAACAAUACGUUUAUGAAAUCGCCAAAACAUAACGUUGCUAUCCAAUUUGUCACAAUUGCAUUUAACAAGCGUAAUUCUCACGACAAAGUUGUGUGUCCAUCGCUUUACUAUGAGGACAAAGAAACCCCACCAAGCAGGUGUUACAAUUUCGCAAAGGAUUAUUAGAAGAUCGACGUCAGUCAAUAUGUUUCUUUGAGAUUAUUCAUCACUUGAAGCACCAAGCAUAAAAAAAAUCAAAACGAAACAUGGUACAACAAGUGCGCCAAAUCCCAUGGCCAAAUUAUCCACUUACACGAGUCCUUUGAACAUCUUCACUACGGAAACGUAUGACGGAUUCGUUAGUAUGUCACCAUCUGCUGAAGCAUACCGGAAUGCGAUUUCAUUUUCCCACAUAACAAAACAAUCGGAAAUGGAAAAUUUCACUGAUUUGCUACUUUUGCAACAAACUCAAGAUUCAGUUCAGUGAACAACGUUGAACAAAAUGGAACUAUUCCGGAAGGCCCGUCUCGCCAAAUCUCGGCUCGACAAGUGGUUUCUCGAGUUGGUGGAGUGCUCCCAGGAUCCCUUCUGGUUGUUGGACCGAUAUUUAAUCCUGGCCGGCACUCAUUUCACACCCCGGAACCGUUGGCAACGCAUCGGCUGGCUUCUGUACCAAUUCGUGACCUAUUCGAACCUGACGAUUGCCUUGAUGUGUUUCAUCAGUGCUGUCAUCUUCGAGGAAGAUUCCGUGACAGUCAUCCGAACUUUUCUAAUUUUUGUUACGAUGAGUCUGAGUUUGUACAAACAACAUUGGCUAUUGCAAAACAGGGUUGGCAUUGGCAGGCUUCGGAAUUUACUUGAAACGCACGAAUUCUGUUCGGGAGAUCCGGACUUUGACGAAUCCGUCCGAAAACGUUUCAAGCGAACAUCACGAACGCUCAUUAUCACAAUCUCCUGGAUAAUCACUUUGCAACAGAUUCUCUCUUGGAUUCCUAGCGAUACGCAAGACAUAAUUUUCGAAAUUCCUUCGUGGAUCGCUUGGUGUUGGGGAGAAAGAGUUUCGUUAGUAAUCCAAGUCUGGUACAUAUCUAUCUGUGUUACAAUCUGGUGUUCCAAACUAUAUGGAUGCACCGUUACGGCAGUGACUUUGAUGGUUGGAUACGAAGCAGAACAAAGAAUUUUGACUCACAGGUUCGAACAUAUUCAAAACGACUUGCAUGAUCUUCGUCAAAACUAUUGGGACAGCGAGCUAGCAAGAAAACAGUAUUGGGAGCGUUUGAGAACUCUUGUUAGAGUAUUUUUCAACCAACAGCAGCUGCUUUUGAGGUAUGUAAAAUUCGAGGCAAUCUCCCGACACAUGUUCUACCUCUGUGCCCGGCUUCCCUACUCGGAGGAUCGUCAGAAGGAUUACUUGGACAUGCGGGCCACCCUGCAGAUCAUCGCAAUGUGCUCCCGUAACGCUGUUACGUUUGGAUGCGCCGGAGUUUCCGAAAUUUCGAUCGCCGUAUUCACCGAAAUGCUCAACACGUGCUACUCGGUGUUUACAUUUCUGCGGAAGAUGGUGUAAGAAAGCUGCCGCAAGCAGAACAACAGAUUGAAAGAUAUAAUUUUCAUAUGUUUGUCAUAAAAAGUAGGAAAAAAAAGUUGCACAAUAAAGAUUCACUAGAUUGAGCACCUCAAAACUAGCUUCGCGAAAUUUCUACCAGAUUCACAGAACAUUCUUGGAAGUGCCAGUUGUUCUUGUAAUGAGUUUGUUCUGACAAGCAAAGCUAUACAAUCGUUAAACUAGUAGAAUUCAAUGUACAUCCCUAUGACCGCCCAAGUGUUGCAAUGUUGAUGUGCGUACAUAAAUAGCCCAUUCAAAGCUGCGUUUUUAUUACACCACUUGAGUUAACCCGCAACACUAGAACUCUUGAAUAAAAGCCAACUCAUCUUCGUACAAUUUGCGUUCCCGUCGGUAACUUUUGACAUUUUGGGGCUACAGAACGACCCUUUUCCGCGGGGUGAAGCCCACCUUGAUGAAGGUGA